AUGGAAGACGGCAGUAUGCAGCUGCAGCCAGGGCGCAGUGUGGGCUUUAUGACGCUUGGCUGCUCUUUGCAUGACAUCCUCACCACGAUCAAAGCUGAAGUCAAGGCCUUCCCGCGAUUUCAGCUCUACCACGAUGACCUUCGUCCCAUCUCGUCGCCCGUCCAACUCGCGCUACCUGAUAACGGCCUGCGACUACAAUUCGACGGCCCUGACCAGCGGUUACGGUUGAUUGAGGUACUGGACUUCACCAAAGCAAGACUCGUCUACAAGGAUAUCGAGGUGUUCAAACCCACAGACAUGUAUGGCGGCGUGAGGGGACCUAGGUUUAGGCACAUCUACGAUAAGCUGUUGGGGCCUACAUACGGCGGAGAAUACCUUCCACCAAAGUCUGAAGAUCCAGACGCGAGAGGAACAUACAACCUAUCGUAUCCUGGCAUCGCGUUCAAUUUUCCGGUACAACACUCUGCGUACUCGCCGAAGAAAGAUUUUAUUUCUCUGUUAUCAUCCUCUGCUACAGGUCCUGCGACCUCUAUGGCUGUCUUCAGCGGCGAGUCCUGGCAGAAGGCUCGAACGACCUUAUUUACGGCCACGCCUUCGAAUCCUAGAUCUUCGGCACUCGUAGGUAUCAAAGGUACAGGGGGUGGCCCUGAUGAGAUCGAGCUUGUCAAGGUGCAUGGUGAGGGAAGAAUUGAACUUGUCAGAAGAUCUAGUCCUCCACUCUGGAUUGUUCUCAGCGAAACAACGCCUCAGGAUCUCAUCAUGGAGCUUGGUGCACCCGAUUCUAUUUACCGCAAGAAUGACCAUCGGCUAUCAAUACACAAGGAUCGAACGACGAGCGAUGCCAGUGAUCACUCGCCGGGUGGGCUGACACCUGAGGACAUACUCGACUCAGACCGAGGCUCAGCGAUUGGCACGGACAAUGAAGAAGAUUGGGAAGAAGACGACGAUGCGGCGCUCGAAGCUCAAGAGCGCGAGAUAGCUGCAGCGGAACACUUCUACAAUUACUACCACCACGGCUUUGACAUGCUGAUAUCACAACCGUCCCCGAUAUCUCCUCCGUCACCUACAGCAGAACGCAAAGAGUCAGAACUUCACGAAGAAGGUGAAAUGAGCGCGCAGCCACUCAAUCACCUGACUGUGACCAAGAUGAUCUUUCACGGCAACAUACCAGGAUCAUAUCAAUUCAACAGACAUAGGAGAAGCAGAUGGACCCUCGAGCAUGUCCCAUCAGCGCAGUAUCGAGAACCUCUAAGCUCUGAGAUGCGAUUCAGUGACAUUUCCGGGCGAUUGAAGGAUGUGUUCAAGACAUACUAUGAGAACGAUGAACAAGAGCGGUUGCAACAGCGCGGUAUGGCAUUGAACAGAGGCUGGGGCGACAGUCCAGGGAGCAGUGUUGAGCUUCUAGGAGGUUGGGAGGAUGCGUCUACUAGGCGAAGCCAGUUUGCAAAUGCUGGGAGCAUUACCGUGGACGGCACCACCGAUGUUGGGAACGUGGAGCUCUUUGGAUUUCCGGGACACUCUCGCGUUGUCUUUGCAAGUGAGAGUUUACUCAUGACUGCUGCAUUUGCUAUGGCCGAUCAAUCUCCAUCUUUAGCCGAGGUAUCACCGAAUGCGGACCUCCGAAGCUCGAAUGUCCAAAAAACGCCCCAAGCUUCAACAGUUCCUCACGAUGCCAUGCUAACCCCGACGCGCAUUCUCCGCGCAUCCUACUCCUCGACUCUCCGCCUCCCCAAAUCGCCGUUCCCACCCCGUCCGCUUCCCGAGAAGACAUCUCUCUACCUGCAACGAUGCGCCGAUGAUCUUUACGCCUGGCAGCGCACGCGCGACGGCAAGCCGUUUACGCUCCACGAUGGCCCACCAUACGCCAAUGGGCCCCUUCAUAUCGGCCAUGCUUUGAAUAAGAUCACGAAAGACAUAAUAUGUCGAUUCCAUGUCACGCAAGGCAACAAAGUCUCAUAUAUUCCCGGAUGGGACUGCCACGGCCUUCCGAUUGAGAUCAAAGCGCUCCAAGCAGCGAAAAAGUCUCUUGGUGAUACCGAUGCAGUCUCAAUUCGUGCUGCUGCGCGUGACCUAGCCACCACCACAGUCGAGACUCAGAAACGCGGGUUCAAGGAAUGGGGUGUCAUGGGCGAGUGGGACAAUGCAUACCAGACUAUGGAGAAAGGAUUCGAGUUGAGGCAACUCGACAUCUUCAAGGAAAUGUGGGAGAAGGGCCUGGUGUAUAGGCAGUUCAAACCUGUGUAUUGGAGCCCGAGCUCUAGGACGGCGCUCGCAGAGGCCGAGCUAGAGUACGAUGAAGGGCAUAAGAGUCUUGCGGCGUUUGUGAGAUUCCCGGCACAAGUCACAGAGGAAUUGAGGAGUAAGCUGGCGGGAAAGAAUGUGCGAGGAGAGGUCAAUGUGGUGAUCUGGACAACAACACCCUGGACGCUCCCCGCGAACAAGGCCAUCGCAGUGCACAGGGACAUGGAAUACUGCGUUGUGAAGGACGCAGAGAAAGAUGGCGAGCUGACAUUAGUCGCUGCGACAAGGGUGUCCGAGUACGAGAAGGUGCUCGAGCGCAAGCUUGAGGUCGUUGCGUCUGGAAUAAGGGGAUCUGAUCUCGCUGGGAACCUCCGGUAUGAGAACCCGUUCCAAAGAGCGAACGGAUUGCAACCUAUCAUGCACGCGGAUUUCGUAACCGACUCGUCUGGUACUGGGCUGGUCCAUUUUGCACCUGGUCAUGGUAUGGAUGAUUAUAACGUCUGUCAGGCAGUGGGCAUCCCAGCGUUUGCACCGGUCGACGAUGCAGGUGCUUUUACCGAAGACGCCUUUCCCGAGCAGCCGGAGCUUCUCGAAGGGCUUCCUGUGGCUGACGAGAAAAGGACUGGCGCACGAGCUGUCUGCGACUACCUCGAAAAGCAAGGUUUGUUACGCGCAAAGCAGAACUACCGACAUAAGUACCCCAUCGAUUGGAGGACGAAACAACCGGUCAUUGUAAGAGCGACCGAGCAGUGGUUCGCCGACGUUGGUGAUCUAAAAAAUGCGUCCAUGAGAGCCAUCGCUGAUGUCAAAUUCCUUCCUGAGACCGGACGUCCACGCCUGGAAAGCUUUAUCCAAGGUCGAAGCCAAUGGUGCAUCUCUCGUCAGCGUGCAUGGGGCGUGCCUAUUCCUGCUUUGUACAAGGUCCAGGGUGAUACGCUUGAGGCCACCAUAGACUCCAAGACUAUCGACCAUCUGAUCAAAACAAUAAAAGAGCGUGGCAUCGAUGCAUGGUGGACAGAUGCACCAUCUGACCCAGCCUGGACACCGCCUCACCUUGUUGGCACAGGGACUUACGUCCGUGGACGUGACACAAUGGACGUUUGGUUUGAUAGCGGCACAUCCUGGACGCUUUUGCCACCAUCUAAGGACGCUCCCAUCGCGGACGUCUACCUCGAAGGCACCGAUCAGCAUCGUGGGUGGUUCCAGUCUUCGCUCCUCACUCACGUCGCCUCACAAAACUACUCUUCUGGCACUGCACGCGCGCCGUACAAGACGCUCAUCACUCACGGAUUCACACUCGACUCUGACGGACGCAAGAUGAGUAAGUCUCUCGGCAACGUAAUCUCUCCCUAUCAAAUUAUGAGCGGAGAACUGCUCCCACCCAUCAAACGCAAGAAACAAAAGGGGCAACCGGCACCACUACCCGGCGCCAGUCCGACGUACGAUGGGAUGGGUGCCGAUGCACUUCGUCUAUGGGCUGCUAGUAGCGACUAUAUGCGCGACGUGACCAUCGGCCAGCCCGUCCUGCAAUCCGUAAACCAGUCUCUUCACAAAUACCGCGUGACAUUCAAAUGGCUCCUCGGCGUGCUUUCUUUGCCGUCUUGCCCGCCAACGUUCUCGUCUUUCAACGCUCUGCGCGAUGAAGUCCCAACUUCGCCCCUCCUCACCGAUACACUGGCAUUGCACAGACUGAGUCAAGUGUCGACGGACGCACACACUUACUACGCACGCUAUGAGUUCUUCAAGUCUUUGAACACGCUGAACCGAUACAUCGCGACCGAUCUCAGCGCAUUCUACUUCGAGACGCUCAAGGACCGCAUCUACACUGGCCACACAUCUGACUGCACCACUCUCCAGUCACACUUGGGUCUAAUCUUCUACGAGCUUCUGCAGAUCCUCGCGCCUGUCACGCCACUGCUUGUCGAAGAAGUGUGGGACCACGUCCCUGCGUCUCUGCGCGAGAAUAGCGUGCACCCAAGUCAGGCGAUAUGGAGUGCUCUCCCUGCAGCAAGCGCGGCAAAAGGAAAAGCGCUGGACACCGCUCUCGAGCGUCUGACCGAGAUCGGCAAUGCAGUCAAGGUCGCGCAGGAGCGACUGCGCGCUGGAAAGAAGAUUGGCUCGGGCCUCGAGACGGCGGUCACACUCGUCCUUUCCCCCGACGCAAUCUACGAACUCAAUGCGCUGCUGCAGAGCUGUGUACCGCACGCGGACCUCGACGUGCAGAGCCAGCUAGCAGGCUUGCUAGUCAUCAGCGACUUCCAGAUGAGCGCAGGCGCGCCCGACUCAGCGGAGGCAUGGGCGUGGUCUGAAUCUGAGGCCAUUGCGCCGACGAAUGAGAACAGCUUCUUGAAGGAUGCGACGGUCCUUGUGCAUCCUCCUUCGCUGCAGAAGUGUCCGAGAUGCUGGCGCUUUGCGAAGGCGGUGGAAGAGGAGUUGUGUCAUAGGUGCGACGAGGUCGUUAGGGAGGUUGUGUAA
Molecule: messenger RNA, 4716 nt
Organism: Boeremia exigua
Lineage: Eukaryota; Fungi; Ascomycota; Dothideomycetes; Pleosporales; Didymellaceae
Product: tRNA synthetases class I-domain-containing protein
Exons: 3
Coding region: 1-4716 (1571 amino acids)
Biological process (GO): isoleucyl-tRNA aminoacylation
Cellular component (GO): cytosol
Molecular function (GO): ATP binding; tRNA binding; aminoacyl-tRNA deacylase activity
Source: RefSeq, a predicted model, not a curated record